CGAAAAUAUGUCCGACGAUCGGUGUCGUUUCUAGUAUUCGGCUGUAAGUUUCCGUUGUCGCUAUCUACAAACCUGUUCGACGCCACUGGAUAGCCAAUCACCGACAAGAUGAUGCUGAUCAAAAGCUUCUUCCGGAGGAUCAUCAAGGACUUCCGGCACAAGGAGCUGCUACCCCUGAAAAUGAUAUUUUUCGUUCAGGCGUCCACUCUCUAUGUACUUUAUCCAUACCUGACGAUACAUAUGAGGGAGCUAGGCAUAAACGUGGAGGAAACCGCCAUCAUGAGCGCUAUUACGCCGGUGAUCGCGAUGGUGAUGCCACCCUUGGCAGGGAUGGUCGCUGAUCGCGUGGGCAACUUCAAGAUUUUGUUGACCUUGUUCUCGUCGUUUGGCGGACUCGCUGCGCUUCUGUUGCUGCUCGUGCCCAUUGGUAGGAUAACCGUGGAAUAUCCGAACAGGGUUAUCAUGGACCUCGGUUGCACAGGGAACAAUGGACUGAUUUACACGAUGAAUCAGAAACACCCAUGUGAAGUGAAUUUGCAAGAGACAGUUUCUACGAGGCUCGAGAGUUGCGGGUACGUGUGUCGCAUGGAUGUUCAUAACGACACAGACAUCGAGGCUAUUUUGUCGUCGAGAAUAUACACGCUUAAACGGCACAAUUUGGUAACCGGUACGAAUUCCUCGGUCAAAUUUUCGAUUGCCCAAGACGACGUACCAGAAGUGAGAGACGAGGACUUAAGAGAGCAUCGAAAGUUAACCAACGACGAGCACUACAAGACGUCAAUUCGUCAGAUCUCGAGGAACGAGUACUUCUUCCCGACAAAUCAAUUCUACGAGUUCGCGUGCACGGUGUCAGGAUUCAUCGAGGAUUUUGAGACAUCAACCUUGAACACCGCCAUGUCGAAUAGGGUCUACGAGAACCGAACUCUUUGCACUUUUAAUCCGAUUCUAACGAUCAAGGAUAACGCGAGCUAUACGGUAAACUAUCAUUCCUACAAAUCGAAACUGAAGAGUCUCGAGGUGACGGACGAGGAUCGCGCGCUGAAUCGUCAGCGAUACGUAUCGGAGCAGAUCGCGUGGGCCGGAGACACAUUUCAGAGAAUCACCUGCGGUAAUCCGGACACAGAGAACGAGAGACUGGUCCUGAAUCUGCCGUUGGUUAAUUACUCGAUGAAUCCGGUGGCUUACAAGCUCCUGAACAGUGAAGAGUGCAGCAAACGGUGCAUCGUGACUGCGCCACGGGAGCAAAUGUGCUCUAACAUGGAUAUGAUAAUGGAGUACAAUGUGGGACUGACUUUCUGGCUCUACUUCGCUAUUAGAGUGUUUAUUGGCGUUAUCGGCGGAACCACGUUCGCUAUGUUUGAGGGCGCGGUGAUUGCGAUAUUGCGGGAACAGAAGGCCGAUUACGGGCUCCAGAGGAUUUACGGGAGCAUCGGCGGAAUGAUAUCCUCGCCGCUUUCGGGCCUUUUGAUCGAUUAUGCGAGUACAGGCAAAAGUUACACAGACUUCAGGCCCGCGUUCUAUCUAUACGCAGCGUUGAAACUCAUGUCAGGUGUACUGAUGCUCGCCAUCAAUCUCGAAUUUAAAUCACCAGCGAGCAACGUGGUCCGGGACGUUUUCACCGUUUUAAGGAACAUCGAGGUUGCAGCCCUAUUCAUCGCCUGCUUCAUUCUAGGAACUGCUUGGGGCUACAUUGAGUCGUUCCUCUUCUGGCUGAUCCAGGACUUAGGCGGAUCAAGAUCACUUAUGGGUAUCACCAUAACCGUAGGCGGUAUAGCCGGUAUACCAUUACUGGUACUAUCUGGUCCAAUCAUAUCGAAGAUCGGCCACGCCAAUGUACUUUUCAUAGGCUUCGUUUUUUACGCCAUAAGACUCUGCGGUUAUUCGAUAAUAUACAAUCCAUGGCACACUCUUAUCUUCGAGGUGCUAGAAUCGGUGACUUUAUCUUUGAGCUUCACCGCCGCUGUCACUUACGCGGCGAAAUUAUCAACGACAACCACCGACUCUUCGAUACAAGGACUAUUAGGUGGAGUUUAUUACGGUGUAGGCAAAGGUUCUGGUAGUCUGAUCGGCGGCUACUUGAUGAAGGCGUUUGGAACGCGUCCAACCUAUCGAAUUUUCGCUGGCAUGACCCUGGUCACAGGUGUGAUGUACUACAUCUUCAACGUGACGUACCUGAAGAAGCGUCCUCAGGUCGAGGGGAACGACAUCGUGAAGAAGAAACCGAAAACGAUGGACAAGCAAAAUGGCGUCGAGACCGGGACCAUCGAGUUCCCGUUGGAAGAGAAGAGGCCCCGUGAAAAUGACGAAAAUUGGAAGAAAUCGAACGAUCUGCCUGGUAUCGAUAAUCUGGCGUUCACUAGGGAGCUGGAGAAUAAUAUGGAGGUGAUCAAUAAUGCGAAAAACCUCGACAAGAUCGAAAAGGUGGAGGAUAGUGGUCGGAAGAAGCUGGACGCUAGACGACUGAAGAAAACGGAUGAAAGUUCGGAUGAAAAAUCGAAAUCGAAUGAACGAUCGAAACAGAACGGAACGAGGAAUCCGAGCUUUGACAAGGAUGAAGAUCGGUGUAAUGAAUUAAGUAAUGAACAAAGUUCCUUUGGACAUCUCGUUGGAGUCUCUAUUGUUGUCACGUCGACAAGAAUCUUUCGAGGUCGUGCAAAAUGUUGA
Messenger RNA from Dufourea novaeangliae, 2664 nucleotides. RefSeq names its product major facilitator superfamily domain-containing protein 6. The transcript is spliced from 12 exons. Bases 109 to 2664 code for a protein of 851 amino acids. Lineage: Eukaryota; Metazoa; Arthropoda; Insecta; Hymenoptera; Halictidae. Gene Ontology annotation, cellular component: membrane. The record is from RefSeq and is a predicted model, not a curated record.